AAAUAAUACUCCUUAGGAAUUUCUGAUAACCAUACAACACUUAUCUAUGCGUACAACAUAAUAACAAACAUCAGAAUUAUUUAUUCUUUUUACUUGCAUAAAAUUGAUUUAUUUUUGUUAUUUUUAAUAUCUGAAAUAGUUAUGUCUUUGUUCCGUCAAAUUACAAAUAUAAUUAAAACUACACAAGUUGACUCAUUUAAAGUAUUAUGUAGUAAAUUUUUAAGUACUAAAAAUGACGAUCCAGUACAAUCAUAUAUAGAUAAAUUAGUGAAAAAUCACAAAGUUGUAGUUUUUAUGAAAGGUGAUCCACAAGCUCCUAGAUGUGGUUUUAGUAAUGCUGUUGUCGAUAUUUUAAGUAUUCACAAAACGAAAUUUGAAGCCCUUGAUGUACUUAAAGAUGAAAAUCUUAGAAAUGGUAAGUAUUAAAUAAAUAUAAUAUUGACUUGUUGUAAAACAAGUUUAGUUUAUGGAUCCUAAAAUGCUUUUUCUUUCAAAUUUGUAAAUUUCUUAUCUUUAUACAUUUUUUUUUAUUAUUUUAUUAUAUUAUAAAUGACACUCACAUUUUAAUUUUUAUCAAUAUUAGUGAACAAAUUAGAUUAAAUUCUAUUUUAACUAGCUUAAACUAGCUAAUAACACAUAUAAAAUAAAAAGUAUUAGAAAAUUGAAGGAACCAUUACUGUAAUCCUUAUGACUUUAUUUUUAUUAAAUUGUUUAUUAUCAUUAUGUUAUAUGUAGGAAUUAAAGAAUACUCAAACUGGCCAACUAUUCCUCAAGUUUUUGUAAAUGGAGAAUUCAUUGGUGGCUGUGAUAUUAUGUUACAAUUACAUAGGUCAGGUGAAUUAGAUAGAAUAUUAAACAAUAAUAAAUCUGAUAAAGAUUCUCAAGAAAACCCUGUAGUUUGAUUUUAGAAGUGUUUUAAUUUAAUGUAUUUUAGUAGUAUAGGAAUUGAUUAAAACAAAACAACAUAAAAAUUACAUUUUUUGUUAGUAGGAUUACAAUUUGUUUGUUUAAACUAAAAGUAUUGCUGUUGUUAAAUUUGAUAAAUAAAAAAAAAAUUGUUCUAAUUAAACUUUUUGUGUUAUAUAUAAAUUAUUGGUCUAAAUUUGUUAUCGAAAAAUGAUGUGAACUAAUAAAAUGUUAACUUAAAGUACCCACUUACUACAAAUGUGCCAAUUUAAAUUAAAUGUACAGUAAAACCUUAAAACAGAAUUACUUGUUCUGACUGAGUUUCCGUUUGAAGGAGACUAAAAUGUACAAGCAUAAAUUAUGUUUUCCGUUAUAAGGAAAUUUGACUGUACAUUGUAAUCUCUAUUAAUGAACCCAUUUCCAAAUAUAAUUAUAUAUAUAUUAUAUAUAUAUAUAUUGGCCAUUAUAGCGAAUGAAAUGGGUGAGUUAUAGUAGAAAAAUGUAGGUAGUUGAUUACAUACUUAAAUAGUAUUUAAUUGUAAAAAGACAAAUAUCAAUGUAUCUUAUAUUGUAUAUUUAACAUAUGUCCUUAAAUUGAUUUACUAGUACAAGACUACUAGGUAGAUAUAGGAUCUAGGACACUUUGCCACACCUUGUUGCCGAAAAAUUUCGCUUAUGAUCCGUAUGGCUGAUGGCCGAUUUGCCACAACCAAUUCGCCGCCAAUUGUUUCGUUGAUAACAUUUUCGCUGAUACAUUUUUUUUCGUUUAUCAAUUUUUAACAAUGGGUUGCUUUCUUAAGACAAAAUAAUUUUUUUUUUUACCAAGUUAUAAGUAUAUAAUAUUAUUAAUAUUAAUUUUUGGGAAGAAUUUAUGAUUUGUACUUGAUUACUCUGUUAUCAUGGAAAGAAAAAAAUAUUAGAUUUUUAAAAUCAUAUUUUCAAUUUUAAAUUAUACAUUCAUUGUCAAAAGCAAUCAAAAAUGUUACAUUAACAUUUUUCAAAAGUGUAUUAUGGUAAAACUUAAAUGUGAUAAGAAUUACGUUGUUAAUUUUAUGAUUUUUGUAUUCUACAUAAUCUAUGGGUGCACGUUUAUAUACACUUUUAAAAACAUAAACCAAUUUUAAAUGGUGAUAAAUAGCAUUUAAAUGAAUGUCUUUCUUGCAGGACAUUAGGUCUAAAAGGGUUAAUUGAAAUUAACAUAUUUUAAAAAAAGAGAUGAUACUGAAGACGGGUGCAGCCACCGCUGUAGACGGGAAGUUGGGAUUUUGGGAAAUUAUAACCCAUAACGUUAUUUAAUUUAAAUUUGUUCUCAACGAUAAACCAUUGCUAAUGAAAAACGAUUCAAAGUGGAAUUUGGUUAGACAAAUUCUGUCUGUUUUUGAACACUAAGUACAACUUAAAAUUAUUCUUGUAUUAAAUUUUCAAACAUUUUUGUUAAGUCAAACUAUUUUAUUCAAGUAUGCCUACCAAAUAGAAAAGAAAAAAAUCCAACUUUCAUGAAAAAUAAAAUUAAUGUCAUUUCAUAUGCAAUUUUCAGUGCUAAAUUAGAAUAACUCACCAUUUUUGAGCUAAAUGGUUAAACUCUAGUGUAUUUGUAAGCUUGAAAAUUACAUUUAGUUUCAAAAUAUAUAAUUUCCUUUAACAAGAUUUUUUGUUUAUAAUAUGUUUAUUAUUAUUAUUGUGAAAAUAUUCUUGGAUAUUAUUGAAAAUGUUAUAAAAAAAAAGAUAUAAUAUUACACUGUACACCAUUGG
Molecule: messenger RNA, 2658 nt
Organism: Cinara cedri
Lineage: Eukaryota; Metazoa; Arthropoda; Insecta; Hemiptera; Aphididae
Source: the annotation of a GenBank genome assembly